AUGUUCAGCUUCCUCUGGGAGGGUCAUGCUGUGGCCAGCUGCCUUUCUCUCACUUUCAUGCUUCUUCUGCACAUCUUGGAUGUGUGCAUGUCAGAGUCCAACCAUGCAGAAUGCCCAGAGAGCUGCUUCUGCUCAGAGAGUGUCGACGGUGGGCUGAUGGUCCGUUGUAGAGACAUGAACUUAAUUGCGGUGCCACAUGGCCUUCCGAACAACACACGACAUCUAUACCUAGACAACAACCUGCUUUUUACCAUACCAUCUGAUUCAUUUAUAGGGCUCCCACUGCUGUUCAAACUAGAUCUUUCCCACAACAGGUUGGUCCAUCUGGAGCCUGGAGCCUUUCGAGGCCAAGCGGACUCAUUAAGCAGCCUGGACCUUUCUUUUAACCUGCUGGAGACACUGGACCCCGAGGCGUUUGGCGACCUCAGAGCCCAGACUAACCUCUCUCAUAACCCCUGGCUGUGUGACUGCCGUCUGCAGCUGGCUAUGCCACAGCUGCUCUUAGAUCCCUCCUCCCUCGCUGAGGUGGUGUGCAACACUUCUGAACCUGAGGAGUUGGGAGCUCAAGGUAUGCCCUUCAUCCUGGUAGCGACUGAUCUUGACUUCUGCGCAGCACUCCGGAGGACCACUGACUUUGCUAUGCUAAUAACAAUGUUUGGCUGGUUUACAAUGGUUAUAUCCUAUUUAGUGUACUAUGUAAGGCACAACCAAGAAGAUGCUAUUCGGCAUCUAGAGUAUCUCAAGUCUCUCCCAAACAGGCAGGGCAGAUCUGGGGAGUCACUGACACGCAGCACCUGGUUGUAA
Molecule: messenger RNA, 804 nt
Organism: Sinocyclocheilus rhinocerous
Lineage: Eukaryota; Metazoa; Chordata; Actinopteri; Cypriniformes; Cyprinidae
Gene: lrrc3cb
Product: leucine rich repeat containing 3Cb
Exons: 1
Coding region: 1-804 (267 amino acids)
Cellular component (GO): plasma membrane
Molecular function (GO): protein binding
Source: RefSeq, a predicted model, not a curated record